This is a messenger RNA of Culex quinquefasciatus (southern house mosquito), 1913 nucleotides long. Its product is annotated as leucine-rich repeat-containing protein 47. The record is from RefSeq and is a predicted model, not a curated record. NCBI's taxonomy places the organism in Eukaryota, Metazoa, Arthropoda, Insecta, Diptera, Culicidae. Gene Ontology annotation, biological process: phenylalanyl-tRNA aminoacylation. The transcript has 2 exons. Gene Ontology annotation, molecular function: protein binding; phenylalanine-tRNA ligase activity. Bases 154 to 1773 code for a protein of 539 amino acids.
ACUUCUGUUGUUUUUCUACGCCGCAUGUUUGCUUCGCAUUCGCGAGAAGAGUCAUCUUUUAUAAUUAUUUCAGCACUCUUCGAAAUAAAUCGAUUAAAUUUCAUCACAUAAGUUAGUUAAUCAAACAGUUCGACCACACCACACCGUCGCACGAUGUGGCCCGAAGUGAAAACCGCCAAAGAGGAGAACCGCCGCGAGCUGAAGCUGUCCGGCGCCGGUGCCCGCAAGCGCUUCGAGGAAAAUUCCGGCCAGCUGGACGAAACAAUCUUCCAGCUUUCGGCGCUCAAUCUGCUGGACGUUAACGACAGUCCGCUGGACGUGAUUUCACCGAAGAUUGCCGAUUUGAAGCACUUGCAGUCGCUGCUGCUGUUUCGGAAUCGAAUUGUUGAAAUUCCCGCGGAGAUUGGGCGCCUGUCGGCGCUGAAGGUGCUGGAUUUGUCGGGGAAUAAAAUUGAGCGGGUGCCGGGCGAGAUUGGCCAGCUGAAGACGCUGACGACGAUUAAUUUGAGUGGGAAUUUGCUGAAGGAGGCGGAUUUGUCCGCGCUGGAAGGGUUGAUUAUUAUUAAUUUGAGCUCGAAUCAGUUGGAACGGUUUCCGGAGUUGCCGUUGAGCAAGCUGGAAGUGCAGCAUCUUUCGGAUAUAAAUCUGGAGAAGAAUCAGAUCAGGGAGAUUCCGGCGGGGUUGGUCAAGCAGAACGGGUUGAAGACGCUGAACGUGGCGGAGAAUAAGAUUGAGCUGGUGCCGCAGUUUCUGGUCAAGUGCCCACGGUUGAAAGAAAUCAACCUCAAGGAGAAUCCCCUGAAGGACAAGCGUCUCAAAAAGCUGGUGGAGCAGUGCCGAAGCAAGCAGGUUCUGGAUUACGUCGAGAAGAACGGACACGUGGCCCCUGCCAACGCUUUAUCCAGUUCAAACUCUGCCCAGGAAGCCGAAUCCGACGAACCCAAAGGCCCCGCCGAAAUCCGUCCAAAAAUCACCGUCCUCAAGCCGGCGGAUUCCGCCCGGCGAGUCAGCUUCAGCCCGGAGGCCAAACAGUUGCGACCGCACGUGCUGCACUGCAUCGUCCGGGACUUUACCAUCGGCAGCAUGAAGAAGUUCCUGCAGCUGCAGAACGACCUCCACGACAACGAGUGCGGCAAGCGAGAGUUCGCGACCAUCGCCACGCACGAUCUGGCCAAGAUCAAGGGCGACCUGCGCUACCAAGCGGAUCUUUCCGAGCAGAUUGAGAUUACUCCGUUGAACGGAAAGUCCAAGGUGACCGCCGCCAAGUAUUACGAGGAUCUGCGCCAGCAAGCGGAAGCCAUCCGGAAGGAGAAGAAGCGCAACACGUACUCGGGCGUGCACAAGUUCAUCAACCUGCUCAAGGGCGAGGUGUUUGUGUUCUUCGCCGACGAGGACAAGAAGGUCAUCAGUUUGCCCCCGUUGACCAAUUGCGACGAGACGAAGGUUGGGCCGGAAACGCGCCACCUGCUGCUGGAGGUGACCAGCUCGGUCAGUGCCGAGUGCGCCCGGAAGGUGAUGCUGGCGCUGUUGAAGGGCCUACUGUUGCUCGAUGUGACCGUUACGAGGGUGGCGCCAGAGGGGAAGAAGAAGGGCGGAAAGGGCAAAGCGGGCGGCGGUUCCAGCAGGAUUGUUUACGAUAAGAACGCGGAGUUGAGCGUGGAGCAGGUUCGGCUGUUUGACGGCGACGGGAACUUCCACUCGGUGUUUCCCGGGAAGGGAGAGUUGGAGUUCGGGGAGGACGAGAAUAUCGACGUGGAGUUUGGUGGGUGUUGAAGGGCAGGCUAGGGUUCCAAAGUUGAUCGCGAUCGCUGUUUAUAUUCUACGAAGAAGCGUCCAACGCUGACGUUGUGUACUAACAAUCACCUAUAUUCAUGUUAUUAACAUUAUCUGGUUAAUAAAACUCCUUCAGCUAA